Cololabis saira (Pacific saury) is the source of this 1785-nucleotide messenger RNA. It is a transcript of the gene galnt14, whose product is annotated as UDP-N-acetyl-alpha-D-galactosamine:polypeptide N-acetylgalactosaminyltransferase 14 (GalNAc-T14). The transcript has 15 exons. The record is from RefSeq and is a predicted model, not a curated record. The coding region runs from base 1 to 1536 and encodes 511 amino acids. Gene Ontology annotation, cellular component: Golgi apparatus. NCBI's taxonomy places the organism in Eukaryota, Metazoa, Chordata, Actinopteri, Beloniformes, Belonidae.
AUGAAAAUUUCUGAUGCAGAAUGGGAGGAUAUGUUGGAGGGUUUUGAUGAACGGAGUUAUCUGAACGCUCGACGCUGGAAGCCUGGUGACGACCCGUAUACACUCUAUGCCUUCAACCAGAGAGAGAGUGAGCGCAUCCCUAGCAACCGAGCCCUGAAGGACACGCGACACGACAGGUGCACCACCCUUCACUAUGACUCCGAUCUCCCUCCAACAUCCAUCAUCAUCACCUUCCACAAUGAGGCCAGGUCUACGCUCCUUCGCACCAUCAAAAGUGUUAUAAACAGGACUCCAGUUCAUCUCAUCCAUGAAAUAAUUCUUGUGGACGACUUCAGUGAUGAUGAAAGUGACUGCCAGCUUCUCACCAAACUGCCCAAAGUCAAAUGUUUUCACAACAGCAAGAGAGAAGGCCUGAUCAGGUCCAGAGUGCGGGGGGCUGAUGCUGCAAAGGCAAGAGUCCUCACCUUCCUGGAUAGCCACUGUGAGGUCAACAAAGAUUGGCUACCCUCCCUCCUGCAGAGAAUCAAACAGGACCCAACUUGUGUGGUCAGUCCAGUCAUUGAUAUCAUCAACAUGGACAGUUUCAACUAUGUUGCAGCCUCUGCUGAUCUUCGUGGAGGUUUUGAUUGGAGUCUUCAUUUUAAGUGGGAGCAGCUGUCAUCUGACCAAAAGGCUCAACGGACUGACCCAACGCAGCCAAUCAAGACCCCCAUCAUAGCAGGUGGGCUGUUUGUAAUUGACAGGUCCUGGUUCAAUCACCUCGGGAAAUAUGACACCGCCAUGGACAUCUGGGGUGGGGAGAACUUUGAGAUCUCGUUUCGUGUGUGGCAGUGUGGCGGCAGUCUGGAGAUCCUGCCCUGCAGCCGAGUGGGUCACGUCUUCAGGAAGAAACACCCAUAUCUCUUCCCGGAAGGCAAUGCCAACACAUACAUAAAAAACACACGUCGCACAGCUGAGGUUUGGAUGGAUGACUUCCGUCUCUUUUACUACUCGGCCCGACCAGCAGCACGAGGCAAAUCCUAUGGAGACAUUGGAGACAGAGUUGAACUACGAAAGAAGCUCAAAUGCAAAUCCUUCAAGUGGUACUUGGACAAUGUCUAUCCAGAGCUGAAGGUCCCCGACGAUUCUGAUUCACAGUCUGGGGUGAUCAGUCAAAGGCAAAAUUGCCUUGAGUCUGGCAGGGUGGAGGACCAGGACAAGCCUGUUCUAACAUUUGCUCCAUGCAUUCGAACAGAGGGUGUUCCUGCCAUCAAUCAGGAGUGGGUGUAUACUCAUGGGCAGCAGAUCCGUCAGCGGCAGCACUGCUUGUCUCUGUCUACCACUUUCCCUGCCUCACAGGUCCUGCUGCUGCCUUGCAACAUGGUGGAUAGCAAGCAGCGAUGGCAGAGAUCGGGAACCCACUUGGAGCACAUUGUAUCUCGGUUCUGCUUGGACUCGGAGAUGGCUCUGGAUGGGAUGGAUUCAUCCCGAAUGUUGGUCAUCAGCCCCUGUGAAUUAAGUGCAUACACACAGAGAUGGGAAGUUCCCUUUUCUUGACCCCAUCAUCUUUAAACUCCAAAUACUUGCCCUGUCAAACUCACUCGACACGUCAGAGACGAGAACAGAGACAGCAGCUUGCACAGACUGAAGCUUUAUGAGCAAUCAAGUCACACCACCAUAAAGAUCUGCAGAGAAAGUUGAAGAUUUGUAUGCAGCUUGACUGUUAAGAGUAAGAAAGGACUGAAAAACUUUGUAGGGCCCGAUUUCUUAAAGAACUGGAUCGAAACAUUGCCAGAAGAGGAGACG